This is a messenger RNA of Capronia epimyces CBS 606.96, 693 nucleotides long. RefSeq lists its product as uncharacterized. NCBI's taxonomy places the organism in Eukaryota, Fungi, Ascomycota, Eurotiomycetes, Chaetothyriales, Herpotrichiellaceae. Bases 1 to 693 code for a protein of 230 amino acids. The transcript has 2 exons. The record is from RefSeq and is a predicted model, not a curated record.
AUGGCUAGUUACGCUUCUCCUACCUCUCUACAUUGUCUCGCAAUUCUACUGGGCUUCAAUCUGUAUGCACGCUUAGCCUCUGCCCAGAGUGAUGAUGGAGGCGCAGCUGGAGGGGUUGAGCCUGGUGAUAUUGGCUCUGGGUCGGAUCCUCAGGACUCGGCCGAUGCAGGAGCCGCUGGACCAGAUACAGGCUCUGUGAACCUGAGCCGAGGGGCGACAGUGGCCAUUGCGGUUGUUGUCAGUAUUGUGGUUGUUCUGGGCAUCACGCUGGCUGUUCUCUAUUUUCUGGCCAAAAAGAAACAGUGGAAGAUCAAGGAAGGACUUCGACGAUCUGUGCGGAGGGUCGGAAGCGCAGUCAAGGCCGUCACGUCACCGAUGACACCUAAAAUGAUGAGCUUCCCUCGCGCGACGAAGAACAGAUACCCCGACAACUCGGGGGAUCGGUCGCAGAAAACAGACACUCGACUGGAGGCCGGUCCGAGAAGCUACAGUAGCCGAUCAAACCGCGUCUACGACGCUGAAAAGGGCUUGCCCGCCUCUGCGAUCCGAGUGGAGACCAGCGAAACGGACAGUGUCAAGAACCAGAGAAAAGAUGGCUCGAGACCUAGGCCACCGAAAGUGAAUAUACCGUCAUCGUCUUUCGAGAUGGACAGCCCCAAGACCCCGAUGUGGAAGAAAGUGUUUGGAAGAUAG